GUGAGGGGUGUGUAUUUGCUGGAGGUGUGAGUGUGAGUGAGAGGUGUGUGGAGGGUAUGAGUGUGGGCAGUUGGAUUCUGAGAUUCCUCUAGAGCUUUCCAAAUGAGAGGAUUGACUAACAUUUGGUUCUCUGAGUCUUGAGCCAUUCUUACCAUCUGUGCAUUCUUGACUCCCAAAUAGAGUUUGGGGGAGUCAAAAGUAUGGAGAUGGAGGCUGGAGAUCUGUCUUGGAGUUAAGAGCACUUGUUGCUUUCGGAAUGGACAACAGGUUCAGUUCCCAGCACCCAUGUGGUGGUUUAUAAUCUUUUGAACUCCAAUUCUAGUAGAUCUGGCGCCCUCUUCUGAUGCCCUCCAUGAGUACCAGGCAUGUACCUUUGGGUCAUGUAAACAGGCAUGCACAGAAAAUAAAAAUAUAAAUCUUUUUAAAAGCGUGUAAAUGAAUUAAGCCAGAAAGUGUAUACCUAGCUCUUGCUGAAUACAGACAUUUUCCUAGGUUCUAGGAACCGCCAAAGAAUAAGGGAGCCAGCAGGUUGGAGGAAUAGCAAGGGCACUGGGGUGGAGAGAGAGGAGGGAGUGGUGAUUUAGCAGUGGGCAAGGGCCAGACUGUGUGGUAUUCCACAGGCUGGGGGAUGACAAAGGUCUAUGGUUCAGGCUGCUGGAAAGGCAGGGAUUGGGCAAGAGGAGUGAAUCGAUGUAGGAUUUCCCCUCCAUAUGGGCUCCUGAACCAGAAAAAAAAGUCCCUUUGUACAAAGGGUGGGUGGCCGGUCAUGGAUGGGGGAAGGGCUGUGCUUGGUCCUGAGACCUCCUUACUUUGGGGGCUGGACAAUGGGGCCUUGUGAUUGGAGUUGGGGGCCAAAUAGCCCCCUCAGUGAUGAGAUUCCUUAGCCAGGAAGCAUGUGACCCUUCUUGCCACAGGAGACGGGGGAGGGGCACAACUCCCUUUGGAAGCCUUUAGAGAGAGCCUUGUACCCUGUCUGGGGCUGGAAGAGGUAGAAGUGGGUGGCUAAGGGACUGACUCUGCUUGCAGCAGCUAGGAGGGCAGCACCAACAGCUGGUUCAGCCUCAGAAGGCAGAGGAGGGAUUGCUGCCUCCCAUCCUGUGGGUGGAAGCAGCCCAGAGACCUGGCAGUUCUGUCUUGUGUUCCCUUAGAAGAGACAGCAUGGAGUUGGAGAGCAUCGUCAGUUCCGCCCUCCUUGCCUUUGUGCAGACACACCUCUCGGAGGCCGACCUCAGUGGCUUGGAUGAGGUCAUCUUCUCCUAUGUGCUGGGGGUCCUGGAGGACCUGGGCCCCUCAGGCCCCUCAGAGGAGAACUUUGAUAUGGAUGCCUUCACGGAGAUGAUGGAGGCUUAUGUGCCUGGCUUUGCCCACAUCCCCAGGGGCAUGAUAGGGGACAUGAUGCAACAGCUGUCAUCGCAGCUGAGUGACGCUAGGAACAAAGAAAACCUGCGCCCACAGAGCUCCUGUGUCCAAGGUCAGGUGCCCAUUUUUCCAGAGACCCUGAGGCAACAUGAAAAGCUCAGAGAAGAGACCAGAUCUCCUGCUGCUACUGGGGACACCCAACAUGAGGCAGCUGGUUCCGAGGAAGAACUUCUUCCGGGAGUAGAUGUCCUCUUGGAGGUAUUCCCUACCUGUUCUGUGGAGCAGGCCCAGUGGGUGUUGGCCAAAGCUCGGGGGGACUUGGAAGAAGCAGUGCAGAUGCUGGUAGAGGGCAAGGAAGAGGGGCCUCCAGGCUGGGACGGCCCGAGUCAGGACUUGCCCAGGCGCCUCAGAGGCCCCCAAAAGGAUGACCUGAAGUCCUUCAUCCUUCAGAAGUACAUGAUGGUGGACAGUGCAGAGGAUCAGAAGAUUCACAGACCCAUGGCUCCCAAGGAGGCCCCCAAGAAGCUGAUCCGAUACAUUGACAACCAAGUAGUGAGCACCAAAGGGGAGCGGUUCAAAGACGUGCGGAACCCUGAGGCUGAGGAGAUGAAGGCCACAUACAUCAACCUCAAGCCAGCCCGAAAGUACCGCUUCCACUGAGGCCCUGUCUGGACUCUGCUGAGCCUUCCAGAUCCCAGAGGGAUGCAGCCUCCUAUCCACCCCACUGCCCCUUCUCUAUUUCCUUGCUCUAGUGUUAAUCUAUUCUUGGAGCUGCCUUCAUGAGCACAGUAAAGGUGGUCCAAGGAAAGUGUAA
Myodes glareolus (Bank vole) is the source of this 2173-nucleotide messenger RNA. The record is from RefSeq and is a predicted model, not a curated record. NCBI's taxonomy places the organism in Eukaryota, Metazoa, Chordata, Mammalia, Rodentia, Cricetidae.